AUGGAAGAGAUUACAGAGAGGUGUGCAGGUCUACAUCUGUCAUUGAAGGAAGAUGCUGAAGUUAUAAUCCAAGAACCAGUACCAGAGGAGGGCUUAGUCCUUCUAGGGAAGUUUUAUACAAAGAGGAGAGUUAACUUAGAGUCUGUUGCAAGGGUGCUGAAAUCGGUGUGGAAAACUGAGGCUACUUUCGAGGUCAGCGAUCUGGGUGAGAAUAAGGUCAUGUUUCUUUUUCAAAAGAAGGAUGAUAUGGAUAGAGUACUGUUCCUUAGCCCGUGGUUGUUUGAUAAAUACUUAUUAGUCCUCCAUAAACUGGCGUAUGGGGAGGCGGUGCAAGACAUCAAGUUUGACAGGACUCCGUUUUGGAUCCAAAUACAUAGGCUGCCUACAAUGUGUCAAACGAAGACAGUGGGAAUGAGUAUCGGAGCUACUCUAGGGGAAGUGGAGAAGGUGGAUGCAAAUGGGAGUGGAUUCUGCCUGGGAAGUUUUCUGCGAAUAAGGGUGCAACUGGAUAUUACUAAGCCGCUGUGUCGUGGUCGGAAGGUUAGGCUGGGCGAACAUGGGAUGAAAUGGGUAGAAUUCAAGUACGAGAGACUUCCGAUUUUCUGCUACUUGUGUGGGAUGAUUGAUCAUGAUGAAAGAGAUUGUCUGCAGGGCUUUCGAAGCAAGGAAACGCCAAGGCCAGAGGAGAAGCAAUUUGGUCCAUGGCUGCGUGCGAAUCCGGACAAACACCAAAAAACUGUCCUAAUCACUGCCGGAAAGUAUGGAGAAAGUAGAAACGGGGAAGUCGAACCUGAAACAAUGGCUCGAAGAUGGAAUGCAGAACCUACAAAGGAAGGCGUGACUACCAGAAUUGACGGUUUGGGUAAGGCGGAGCGUACGGUGGAGGUCCGGGCAGACGUGGUGAACGUGGACAACACUCCAAAUCAACUGAAGAUCAAAAUCCCGAAUAUCUUGCUACGUUCAAACUUUGAAACGGAAAUCCAGGCCAUUGAUGCCGCGAUUAUGGGAGACGUUUCAGCUGUAAAUGAUGAGCCAAUAAAGGAUUUAAUAAUGGGAAGGGAGGAGAUCGCGUUGACUUAG
Molecule: messenger RNA, 1080 nt
Organism: Quercus lobata
Lineage: Eukaryota; Viridiplantae; Streptophyta; Magnoliopsida; Fagales; Fagaceae
Exons: 1
Coding region: 1-1080 (359 amino acids)
Source: RefSeq, a predicted model, not a curated record